Messenger RNA from Fusarium subglutinans, 1095 nucleotides. Its product is annotated as inorganic pyrophosphatase. NCBI's taxonomy places the organism in Eukaryota, Fungi, Ascomycota, Sordariomycetes, Hypocreales, Nectriaceae. The coding region runs from base 1 to 1095 and encodes 364 amino acids. Gene Ontology annotation, molecular function: magnesium ion binding; inorganic diphosphate phosphatase activity. Gene Ontology annotation, cellular component: cytoplasm; nucleus. The record is from RefSeq and is a predicted model, not a curated record. The transcript is spliced from 5 exons. Gene Ontology annotation, biological process: phosphate-containing compound metabolic process.
AUGGCAUCGCUGGCAGCACGUAGCCCUGCCGCUGCCGCUGCAGGCCCCGGCGGGAGCAAUAGUGUCGUUACCAGUGGUGCCCCGCCCCCUCCAUCCUCUUCUUAUUCUCACUCUGCUGCUACGUCAACCUCCAAAAUUUCUUCCCGUCGAACAGCUCAGAUUGCUCGACACUUUUCCUCCUCAUCCUCACCCACAGGUCCCGUUUCAAAGCAGAAGCCCGACAUGGCCUCCAACUACACCGUCCGCAAGGUUGCGGCUCCCAACACCUUCGAGCACCGAGUCUACAUCGAGAAGGAUGGCCAGCCUGUUUCUCCUUUCCAUGAUAUUCCUCUCUAUGCCAACCAGGAGCAGACCAUCCUGAACAUGGUUGUCGAGAUUCCUCGAUGGACCAAUGCCAAGCUCGAGAUCUCCAAGGAGGAGCUCCUCAACCCCAUCAAGCAGGAUAUCAAGAAGGGCAAGCUUCGAUACGUCCGAAACUGCUUCCCCCACAAAGGUUACCUGUGGAACUACGGUGCCUUCCCCCAGACUUGGGAGGAUCCCAACUCCGUUCACCCUGAGACCAAGGCUAAGGGUGACAACGACCCUCUCGAUGUCUGCGAGAUCGGUGAGCUCGUUGGCUACACUGGUCAGGUCAAGCAGGUCAAGGUCCUCGGUGUCAUGGCUCUCCUCGACGAGGAGGAGACUGACUGGAAGGUCAUCGUCAUUGAUAUCAACGACCCUCUCGCCUCCAAGCUGAACGACGUCGAGGAUGUCGAGCGACACCUUCCCGGUCUCCUCCGUGCCACCAACGAGUGGUUCCGUAUCUACAAGAUUCCCGAUGGCAAGCCCGAGAACCAGUUUGCCUUCACUGGCGAGUGCAAGAACAAGAGCUACGCCCAUGAUGUCAUCCGCGAGUGUGCUGAGGCCUGGGAGCGUCUCAUCACUGGCAAGACCCCUGCUGGCGGUGUCUCCACCACCAACGUCACUGUCCAGAACUCUCCUUCUCGCGUCUCUCCUGACCAGCUCCCCCCUCUGCCUCCCAGCGAGGAUCUCCCCGCCGAGAAGAUCGAUGCUUCCAUCGACAAGUGGUUCUUCAUCAGCGGUGCCUCUGCUUAA